Dufourea novaeangliae is the source of this 4104-nucleotide messenger RNA. RefSeq names its product phosphofurin acidic cluster sorting protein 2 (gene KrT95D). NCBI's taxonomy places the organism in Eukaryota, Metazoa, Arthropoda, Insecta, Hymenoptera, Halictidae. Gene Ontology annotation, biological process: protein localization to plasma membrane. The record is from RefSeq and is a predicted model, not a curated record. The coding region runs from base 52 to 2673 and encodes 873 amino acids. The transcript is spliced from 12 exons.
CGCGGUAAAGUGAAGGUGUGGGGUGUGUUUCUGUGGGCUGACGGGCCAAAAAUGGCGGAGCGUACGAAGACGACAGCCCCGGCCACCCGGCCCGUUCCUAUGAAGCUGUUUGCCACCUGGGAAGUGGAUCGUACAGCACCGGAUUGCAUACCCAGGCUGUGCUCUCUGACCUUGACCCGGCUGGUGAUUCUACGGCCAUUAGGCUCCGAUCUGACAUCCAUCAGCAUCGCCGUCAAGAUGCACGGCUCGAAAAGGACGUUGCGCUCGAACGAGAUGGCGAUCCCGAUCGGUGGGAUGCUGGAUACCGAUCUGGAGUUACAGUUCGCCCUCCAGUAUCCCCAUUUCCUCAAGAGGGACGGGAACAAGCUUCUGAUAUUGCUGCAGAGACGGAAACGCUAUAAAAAUCGUACGAUGCUCGGAUAUAAGACCCUGGCCGAGGGUGUCAUCAACAUGGCGCAAGUCCUACAGAAGCAGAUGGACCUGGAGCUGGAGCUGGUGUCGGACAAGGCCGAGAAAUAUGGCGGCCAUUCGGUGGCGUUGGCUCGCGUAAGCGUGGUCGCGUUGAGCUCGCAACCGGUCGACCAGGACAAAAGACUGAUGAACGAUCCGAACGAGAGGCUCUGCCCGGAGUACAGCGACGAGGAGGAAGAGUUCAGUUCAGAGGGCGAGGCGGAGGGCAGCGACAGCGAGCCGACAAUCGAGAUGCACAGGCGGAAGAGCCGGGCGAAGAUUCCGGCCAACGCCAGGCGUUUAAUGGAACGAUUGUCGCUGUUACAGCAAAGGAAUUUAAAGCAGAAGUUCAUAGCCCUUCUGAAGCGACGGUUUAGGGUGUCCGAGGAUCUGGAUCAAGAUCAAGAGGAGAUCGGGCAGAAGCUUUCAGGAGGCGACAUGGAGAUCGAAGAGUUGUUCGACGAACUGGAAGACUUGUCCGACAGUGGCCCAGAACUGGACACAAUGUCCGUCAGCAGCACGCCCAAACCGUCCCUGCGUCCUUUCUUCAGCUCUAGUCGAUCCCUUCUGGCGCCACCUCAUUCCGUAGUUACCAACGAGGAGACCGGAAACGCACCUGCUACGGCCGUAGGUCAACAGAGCGCAGGUCAGCUACCUAAAGAGAAACACCGUGUCGGACACACCACUCCAGAACGAGGCGUGGAUAGGCAAAGCGAUGAUAGCUCCCGGAGAGCGGACAGCGAUUCCCAUCCCGAAAAUUGGACGGACCACGAGGCGAACGAUCCACCGAAUUACGUGCCGGGCUCCCCGCCGAAAUCGGAGCAGCACAAUAAAACCGAGAGCUCGGACCGAAGGAGCAGACUGUUUACCCGGGACAGAGGCGCACCUGGUAACAAUAAGUCCAAAAAGCACAGUCUCAGCGUGGACUUGAAGCCGCCGGCCGAUUUGAAUAGCUCUGAGCCGAGGAAAGCAUUGGUCGAACAAUUAAGCCGCGUUUUGCCCGAUGACAGUCUGCCAGACGCCGUGUCGUUGGUCUCAUUAGCGGAUCCAGGCGGAGCGCUGCUUGCAACGAGGCUUCAAGAAAGAAACCACAGAGUCCUAACGACUGCAUCUCCCGCUGACGUUCGUGCGACGUUCACGUGCUUGGUCACCCGAAUACAAAAAUUUUGCAACAGCUCAGCGAAACCACCUGCACCGAUCAAAGUGGUGAUCGCCGGUGGGGACAGUUUCGUGAACACGGUGUUGCGCCAUUACGUGGACCUGCUGAGCUUUCGGCCGCCUGACUGGCAGAAUUACCUGAAGUUCUUGGUCGUGCCUCUUGGUUCCAACACGUUGUCGAAGUAUCUCAGUUCGAUAGACGGGAAGUACUCGAUGCUUUUCGGCGAAGAAUGGAAAGAGUUGCUGGAAAGAGAAGGCGGCGGAGCGAGCGAGUGCGCGGCGAGGGUGUCAGAGUAUUUGGCCGACGCUGGGACUACUAUGCUAUUGCCAAUCGCAGAAGCCAUGGUCACGUACAGAGAGACAGAUGACAGCAGCCAAAUAUUUAUCCCAUUCAUAAACGACGUUCGUGUGGGCUGCCCGGACAGCAGUUCUUCCGCUUCGGUUGACCUGGAGGAAAGCAACGUCACCAUGUCUGGUUCACCGCCCUCUCUGCCACCCCCGGGAUUGCCAAUUCCGCCGCCCGGUCGGUUAACGCCGCCCAGCAGUCCAAAUGUUGGUCAACCCAUGAGGGAGGGCUGGGAACCGGUCGAGCUUCAACUCGAUUACUGGAGCAAGCAUACGCAGGGCGAGAAGGGCAAGAACACGUUGAGGCAAGCGUUCAGGGCGCUUCACGUACAAAGACUCCCGGGGCUUGGUGAAACACCUGGCCACCACUUGUCCAUGAAUUACACAACGAAGGAGAAGAAACAGAAAAAUUACUUCCUUUUUGCUUUCUUUCACGUAAUACCACCCCAUAACGUUGCUACUUUUACAGUAAUGAGAUUGGGCAAGAAGAAAGAGAAAGAGAAGGAAAACGAGCCAAAGAGUCAAACGGUCGAGGGCGUGACGCGACUUAUAUGUUCCGCGAAAACUCACAACAUUCCAUUAAGAGUGAGCAUCGACGGUACCGAGUGGUACGGCGUAAAGUUCUUCCAACUGUCGGCGCAGUGGCAGACGCACAUCAAAACGUUCCCGAUAGCCCUGUUGGAGUACAGUUCUCAGCAGCAAACACCCAACCCAACGUAAACUUCCUUCGUCCCCGUCAGAGGCCACACACACGUUUUGCCGUUUGUUUGUGUUCAUCGAUAUUGCCAAUUAGGAUCAUCAGCUUAAGCUUGCGCGCAAACCCGAUAACCACCAAAUCCUACCAAAACAAAACAAAAAACAUGAAAAAAAAAGAAAUGAAAAAAGUGAAAUUUGUCCAGUGUAGAGCAGGUGUUUGCAUAGUCAGGAAACAGUCCGCAGCGUUAAAACGGGGAUAUCACUGGAGAACUGAGAUCGGGCAAGUAUAAUAGUGCUGCCAAUUGUUUAUGAUUAUUAUUAUUAUCUCCCUUUUUAUUCCUUGUUACAGUCUAUUGUUUAUGUUUUUACGAACAUUCUGUUGUCAGCGUUUCUUGCGUGAAGGUUAACGAGAGCGCGCGCGAAUAACGACGCAACUAGAGCCAGUUAACAUAUCGUAUUACAAUUAAUAGAAAAUAAAGGACGAUGAUGGAUUUCGUUGGUUAUGGGAAUUGCCAUUAAAUUCCUGAAUAGACGCAAGAAAUUUUCAAAAGAAAUUUGCUCGGAUCGGAUCCCCUACUCCUUGGUACACAUAACAUAGGAUUUAAAGAAAAGAAGCCACAGGCAUUAAGACGGUUUUAUAGCGGGAGUACGGCUAAGAUAGAUCUUUGUCUAAAUCGCACGUGCGAAGGGGGAGAGAGAAAGAGAGGUUUUUAAUUAAAUUAUGUAUUUAUUUAAUUAACGUACUUUUACAAUACACGGAGCGUGACCAGCUGCGUAAUCGAAGAAGUCUGUGAUACAGGCAAACAUUUCUCUUAGCGCACAAACCAGGUUAGAAAAGCAGGGUUGGCAAUGUCCGCAAAAUUCGAGCGAAAAAGAUCAUCGAGAGGAUACAGAGAUCCGUUUAAACAAAAUAAGAGACAGAGAAGAACAUACACGAGUCUCUGGCGAAAAAAAACUGAUACGAUAAAAAGAAAUAGCUCAUUAGUUCUUAUACUCCUUUUCUCGUUUAAGAUUUCGACGUACUUUUUGUAUUCCAUUUUAUAGACUUUUAGCCCCAGGCUGCUGUAGUUUAAAUACUCUAUUUUCAGAUUUUAUUGUUUAAUACUUUAUUCCUAGUAGAACUCUAUUCCCGACUUCAUUAGAGUAUACUCAACCGCGAUUAUUGUUAAGCCGUUAGACAGCGAGCAGACGUAACAUUCGUUUCGCGUAGAUACAGAACGAAAAUGCGUUGAAACGUACAGGAACGACGUGUGUUGCGCGUUUCCGAAGUGAUUUUCCCGUGGUAUCGAUCGACGAUACGACAAGCAUUAAUUAUCGUGAAAAUACAGUAUCGAAGAACGCGUUUAACAUGUCCUGUUUAUCCCUUUGUUUCUUUCUUUCUUUUGUUAUUCGAAGCAAGAAGAAGAGAAAGAAUGAACGAUGUACCCACGAGUUACAGUUUUGUUCGCUUAUCCU